This is a messenger RNA of Thamnophis sirtalis, 691 nucleotides long. Lineage: Eukaryota; Metazoa; Chordata; Lepidosauria; Squamata; Natricidae. The record is from RefSeq and is a predicted model, not a curated record.
CCAAAUCCUGUUUCCUGGAGAAAGCGCAGCGAAAACAAGACAAUCUCUUUGUGUUUUCCUUCUUAGUACUCAACGGUUCAAAUAGAGGAGAAGAACACGAGUCUCGGCAGCAUGGCAGCUGUUGAGAAUGGAAACAACUCUAUGAACAAGACAGUCUUGAUGAAGACGGUGGGCGAGGAGGUGGAAGGCAUGAACAUCCUCGGCCUGGUGGUCUUUGCCAUCGUCUUCGGGGUCGCCCUGAGGAAGCUCGGGCCCGAAGGGGAGAUCCUGAUCAAGUUCUUCAACUCCUUCAACGAAGCCACCAUGAUCUUGGUCUCUUGGAUUAUGUGGUUUGCCCCCGUGGGUAUCAUGUCUCUGGUGGCCGGGAAGAUUAUGGAGAUGGAGGACGUGGUGCUUCUCUUCACCAGCCUGGGCAAAUACAUCUGCUGCUGCCUGGUGGGCCACGCCAUCCACGGGCUGCUGAUUCUCCCAGUGAUCUACCUCGUCUUAACCCGCCGGAACCCCUACCGCUUCCUGUGGGGCAUCUUCACCCCCUUGGCCACCGCCUUCGGGACUUCCUCCAGGUAUCCAGAGACCGCCAGAGGGGCAGGAGGUGGGCGGGAUGGGUGGAGAACCAUCCACGAACACGGGUUUACCGACAAAACGGCGAACGACAAAACCGCGUCCGACUAAACCGCGGGGACAAAACCGC